GUAUCAGUUAGGAGCAAAUGCUACCCUCUGAUCAACCCCUUCUGGCAUGAGAACGCAAACAUCACCGACUCACACCGACAGCUCUUAUACAUGCAUGGGACAUUUGUCAUCCUGAUGCCUCUGAGCCUGAUACUGAUGAUUUUUGGAGGAAUGACUGGAUUUAUCAGUAUUCUUGCCAGGGCAUAUCUACUGCUUCUAAUGACUGGUCUGCUUUUUCUUUUUGGAGCUCUGGUUACGCUUACCGGGAUUGGUGUCUAUAUUGCAUAUUCAGCUGCUGCCUUUGAAGAAGCUGUCUGCCUCCUGAGGAGUAAGGAUGUCCUGGUAGAAAUUGACAUCAGGUUUGGCUGGUCUCUGGCACUGGUCUGGAUCUCUUUUGUCGCAGAAGUGAUCACUGGGGCUGUGUUUCUCCUGGCAGCAAGAGUCGUUGGCCUGAAACGGCAGCGUGAACAGGAGUUAUGAACAGCAGGUAUCCUUGCAAUAACAGAAAACUCUGAAAUGUGGAUUCCUUGGUUUGAUUUGGUCACUAGGGAGAAUAAAAGUGGCAAGACUGUGACUGACUAAUUUGCCAGCUGCCAUAAACUCUUCUCCUCAAUAUUGUCUACAAAAUAUAAAGAUUCUGAUAAAUCAGUAACACAUUUCUAGUGUUGUCAGUAAGAAAAACUUUGUGACUUCAGAAGAAAUUAUGUGGCACUAUCAAUGUUUCUGAAACAAUUUCAGCUGGCAGCUCAUGCAGCAUCAAUAUACAUUAUUUAGAAAUUUUCUGCUUUCUCUUCUUUCUGCUAUCCCUGAUUACCCUGCAGAACAGUCUGGUCCACUUGGCUUUUGGUUUCCCUUCAGAUACUCCUGAUACGUAUGCUAGGUAGUCUCUACCACACAUGAUAUAUGAUGCUUAUAUACCUGAAGCCAGGUACUGAGUGUGGAGGCUACAUGUAUUCAAUUUAUACUGCACAUUUAAUGUGGCUUUGUUGUUCAAAGUAAAAUCAAAUGUAAAGGUCCAGAAUAAGAACUUCAGAGUAUUUGGAGAAAUUCAGCGAUCAUCUCCAGCACUAGGGCAUGGCAAGGACAUCCAACUCAUGUACGCCUUCCACAUUUAUCUUUCUUUCCCCUUGUGUCUCCCUGAGGAGGCUAUUCUCUCUCUUCUACCACUAUCACACUCUUUCUUUGUGACAACACACAAAAACGUGACAGUUUGAGAGACUGGAGAACCCCAGAAGCCUACUUUAUGCCAACUAUGUGUGUUGGCUAAGGAAAAACACAGCUUCAUGUUAUUUACUCAAAAGUCAUUACUUAAAGGCUGAAAACAAAGAAAUUAAUCAUUUUCUAAAACUGAGCUUUGGUGCUGUAAAAAAUAAUUUAAAAAAAAAUGAAGGCCUAGAAACUGUGAAUGACUUAGCAGUAGUUAUCCUCCAGACAGCAUUGACUAUGGCUGUGAAGCUCUGAAGGGCAGUGAAAUGGUGAGUGUUCUAUUUCAAGAGAAAGCUACAGCUGCUUCUCUGGAUGUUCUAACAAAAGACUGCAGCCAGUCCACAUCUACCCGAUACUCCCAUCGGAUAGACGCUACCCAUCAGAUGUUACCCAUCUCAUCCAGCUUUUUAUCAGCUGUUUCUUCAAUUCUAUAAUGCAGAAGAUGCAUCUGAUACAUUUCCCAGUUUUUACUUUGCAAACCUGAUGCUUUAAUUUCAUAAAAGCAAUAACGUAUUUGUGCUAGAAUGUUUUUAAUUGUGCUGGAAGCUGCUGAGUAAAACCAAGCAUGCAGGAUGCCUGAACUGAACUUCAUCUUAAGAACUAAGCAAUCUAGAUAUUUUUUUUUUUUUUCCAUGUUAUUAAUAACAUAUAAAAUUUACUUCAGUGCCCACUGCAGUUAGUGAAGAAGUUUUUCCUGACUGCUGUGGCCUGGGGUAAAGACCUGGAUAUACUCUCAGCUCCACUACAGAUCCAGAUCAUGGUCAACUUUUGCAUCUUAUAGUUCAAGACUGUGACUCAGGAACUGCACCAGCUGGGCACACUUUCAGUGAGCAAGUUCCUUGUGCUUCCUUCAGGAAAGAAAGGGCAUUACUUACCUACUUCUGUUCAACACUGGGACCAUUUUAUCACUGCCUUUUGUUACCAAAUGUGCAUUUGUGCUCUGAUCCCAGUUCCACAGUACCAAGUUUCUUACGGAAAAUGAUGGCAGAGAGCUUCCAGCUUGCAGUCUUUGAAUAUAAAAGAAAUGUUACUACAAUGCUCUGAAUGGAGAACUGAGGCAGAAAAACUGCCAAGGUCCAAUGAAACCAGAGCUUCUGAUUCCCAAUCUAAAACCUUGGUUGGCAGAUUUUACUUAUUAUCAGAAUGAAACAAGGUUAGAAAUCCCAAACAGGCCGAGCAGCUGUUAACAGCCAGUACCAUUUCUACUUCCCCAUUUCUUCCACACUGGUUUUCACAUAUUUUCCAUGAUGCCUUGUGCUGGGACUGUGUAAUGGAGUCAUUUUACAAGUUAAAGCUGACUAAAUCAGCUCAAUAAGAAGAUUAAAGAAAAAUCCUUUAUAGCAAAUAUUCCACAUGCUUAAAUGAAUUAUGUAAGAUGUAAUACUUCAAUGUUUUGGUGCUGGUGAAGUUAUUUAACAUAAUAUGACCCGUGUAACAUCAGUCAGACAUUACUGUAAGUUGUAAUAGUAACCUAUCAUCCGAGUUAUUAGUGAAUGCUUAUCACAGAUGUUGUUUUACAGUGCUUUUGAACUGCGUAAAACUAAAUAAAAUGACAUCUCUGAGCUAGGAAAUAUUUGAAAAGACAUGGAAGAACUAAGAAAUAAUUUUUAACUCCUUCUGCAGGCCUAUUUGAUAGUUUAUAAGAUGCUGUUGAUGUACCUGUGUUGCAUGUGGUAGAUAUUUAUAAGAUACUUAUGCAGCUACAAUAUUCAAUUCAACUUAAUUAGAAAGCCAACAAACAUGUUAUUGAAUUAAAGCAAUUAUCAUUUCCAUGGCUUUCAUAGAUUUCUCAUUCUGCCUUCCUGCAAUAUCUGGCACAAUAGCAAUAAAGAGUAUAUUCUGCUCUUGAAUAUAUCUUCAGUCCCUGAAUUUCUCUGAAAUUCUAUCUGAAUAGAAAUAAAAGUAUUGUUUUGAAUAGUCCUUAGAAAACCUUAAACAAAUUUAAUUAUGCUCGAAAGAUAAAACAUUUUGGAAAGGACUGUAUGUAAUUCAAUACAAAUGAUUUCAUCAAGCUUCUACUUAGGAUGAAACUGAUGUUUGGUACACAGUUCUUCGCUUAUUUUCCCAGAAUUCAUUACUGAGAUGAGGAGACUGACUGCUUCCAGUACUGCAAACUCGCAGGUAGUUGGGCAUAUUUAAAGUGAAGAAAAAUAAACAUACUGAGCAAAGUAGAUCAGUAGUUUGAAGCAGUAGAGUGUACACAGCUAGUGGCCAAUAGUAGCUUCUAAUUUGAAGGCUAGCCCAAGGGAUGGUAGAGAAGAACAGGGGAAGUGACAGAAAUGCUUGGAGACAGGAAAAUUUCACGUAUUCAAGAGCUUUAGAGAAGAUGCCGGUGGAACUAAUACAGACAUGCAACCACAGCCUGGGUCUGUUCCUGAGCUGGAUGCCGCAGAGCAUCUUGGAUGUUUCUGUACCUGCUUCCACGACUUCCAAAGGGAGGACAUCAGCUGAGACACAGCUUCAGUCCAUAUAGCUCCAUUUGUUGAUCAUUGAUCCAAAGCCUACAUGUAGUUCCAGUUGACUUUGUGUGUUAUUGUAGCAACUAGACAGAUCAUUGUGAUGGGAAAGGCGUUACAACAAAGGUGUGAUGACAGAAGGACUAGCAUGACAAAAAGGUGCUAUAAAGAAAAGGAAGA
Meleagris gallopavo (turkey) is the source of this 3821-nucleotide messenger RNA. The record is from RefSeq and is a predicted model, not a curated record. NCBI's taxonomy places the organism in Eukaryota, Metazoa, Chordata, Aves, Galliformes, Phasianidae.